Messenger RNA from Columba livia (rock pigeon), 3076 nucleotides. RefSeq names its product zinc finger CCCH-type containing 15 (gene ZC3H15). Gene Ontology annotation, biological process: cytoplasmic translation. NCBI's taxonomy places the organism in Eukaryota, Metazoa, Chordata, Aves, Columbiformes, Columbidae. Bases 1170 to 2462 code for a protein of 430 amino acids. The record is from RefSeq and is a predicted model, not a curated record. The transcript is spliced from 10 exons. Gene Ontology annotation, molecular function: metal ion binding; mRNA binding. Gene Ontology annotation, cellular component: cytosol.
GAUUUGACCAGAGAGCUCUUCCUUUCCCUUCUCCAGAUAUUUGUUCUGUGUGUUCCUGUAUUUUCUGAGCCUGGCUUUUCGAGCUGUAGCUUUGCAUUUCUCACUCAGUUUAAAACCUGUGUGUAGUUUGUUUUGGGUCUUUGUGAUACAGUUGCAUCUGUGUGGCUCAGGAGCCACUUCCUGGAGUAACAAUUUAGUAAGUCUUUCGCUGAGGUUGAAUAUGAAAUAAUUUGAACGUUAAUCAGUAAUAUCUCAUUCUCUUUAGAUAUAAGGAAGGAGUUCUUCCCCAUGAGGGUGGUGAGGCACUGGAGCAGGAUGCCCAGAGCAGCUGUGGAUGCCCCAUCCCUGGGAGUGUCGAAGGCCAGGCUGGUGGAAACUGUCCCUGCCCGUGGUUUGGGUUGGAACUAAAUGAUCUUUAAGGUCUCUUCCAAGCCAAACCGUUCAGUGAUCUUAACUGAUGCUCAAUUCCGUGGUAAAACAGAUUUUAAAGAAGCUGUUAGAGGUGUAUGUGUGUGGUAAUUAUUAGGAUGGUCAUGCAAAUCUUCUGCUAUACAAAAGAAAGUGGUGUUGAAUGUACAAGGAGAGAGCAGUUAUAAGAAAAUGAAAUGUUUGCCUAUAUCUAUUGGCAUGGAAGAUAGAAGCAGCUCAGCUGUUCAGGCAGAAUAUUCAUGUAAUGCAAAUGUUCUUUUUGAUCUAGCACUCUAAAAUAUUAUUUCUACAUUAUUUGGGAAUGUUAGAUUGCAGUCGUUGUUCUCACUCUCUGUUGGCUUCAGUGUUUCUGAUGUUCUUGUUGAAUCUAGCUACAUAGGAUAAUUCUGGUUUUUAAUUAUUAAAAAACCCAACAAAACCAAACUAAAAAACAGCUGAAAGGGGGGAAAAAUGUGCAUUGAUUAUUGACAACGAUCUGUUACAUAAUUCACAUACAUGGGAAUAUAUAUUCCAUCUGGCAGUUGUUACGGAAAUCACGUGUGUGAACUAUGUAUUUUCUUUCCUGACUAGUUAUUUUGACAACUUGCAGACUCUUCAAAUUAGCAUGAAGUAACAGAGGACCAGCUGCUGUUGAGAGGGGAUAUAUUGUAAAUGAAAACAGAGUAACUCUGGAAACUUGGAACUGUUUAUUCUGUCAUUCUUUUAGAAUAUACUUCUGGAUUUUUAAGGUUUCUAAAAGUAUGUUUGAAUUGAGGUAUUAUCACUGGAUGAAUAUCUGUUGUUGCUGGAAGGAAAAAAAUACUAGUGUCAAAUCAAAGGAUAAAACAUUUGGUCUAAAGAAUAAAAAAGGUGCAAAGCAACAGAAAUUUAUCAAGGCCGUGACUCACCAGGUUAAAUUCGGUCAGCAAAAUCCACGUCAGGCUGCUCAGACAGAAAGUGAGAAGAAAUUAAAAAAAGAAGAUAAGAAGAAAGAAUUACAAGAAUUAAAUGAACUCUUCAAGCCUGUAGUUGCUGCACAGAAAAUUAGCAAAGGUGCUGACCCCAAAUCUGUGGUUUGCGCUUUCUUCAAGCAAGGACAAUGCACUAAAGGAGACAAAUGCAAGUUUUCUCAUGAUCUGUCUUUGGAAAGAAAGUGUGAAAAACGAAGUGUCUACAUUGAUGCAAGAGAUGAAGACCUUGAAAAAGAUACAAUGGAUAACUGGGAUGAGAAAAAGCUGGAAGAAGUGGUGAACAAGAAGCAUGGUGAGGCGGAAAAGAAAAAACCCAAAACUCAAAUAGUCUGCAAAUAUUUCCUUGAUGCUAUUGAAAACAACAAAUAUGGUUGGUUCUGGGUCUGUCCAGGCGGAGGAGACAACUGCAUGUAUCGCCAUGCUCUCCCUCCAGGUUUUGUAUUAAAAAAAGACAAAAAGAAGGAGGAAAAGCAAGAUGAAAUUUCUUUAGAAGAUCUAAUAGAAAAAGAGCGUGCUGCCUUAGGACCAAAUGUUACCAAAAUUACCCUAGAGUGUUUUCUUGCAUGGAAGAGAAGAAAAAGACAAGAAAAAAUUGAUAAGGCUGAGCAAGAUAUGGAAAGGAGAAAAGCAGAUUUUAAAGCUGGCAAAGCAUUGGUGAUUAGUGGACGUGAAGUAUUUGAGUUCCGACCAGAGUUGGUUGAUGCUGAUGACGAAGAAGCAGAUGACACCCGUUAUAUUCAAGGAACGGGAGAUGAUGAUGAGGUGGAAGACCCUGUCUGCAUAAAUGAUGUAGAUUUGAACCUCUAUGUCCCAAAGGCUGUAGAUGAGACUGGUAUUACUGUGGCCAGUCCUGAGCGAUUCAGCACAUACGGUUUCCUGGAAAAAGACGAUAAUAAAUUAAGUGAAGCCUCUGGUGGCGAUAUAAACAGCAGUGAGCAAAAUGAUUUAGAGGAAGAUAAUGAUGGAGAUGGGGAGUUGGAAAAUGGAGUAAUUGAUGCAGUUCCAGUUGAUGAAAAUCUUUUUACUGGCGAGGACUUGGAUGAACUAGAAGAAGAACUAAACACUCUUGAUUUAGAAGAAUGAAUUUAAAAGCUCAAGUGACAAGUUAAAUCCAUGUGAUAUAGUGAAAACUGACUACGUUUUUUUCUCCUUCUUGAAUAGAAUUCUUAAACAGGAUGUUUAUGGUUAUCCAGCUGAUUCUGAUGGGCACGUCAUGUACCAGGAAUCUUUUCCUUCAGUCUCAUCUACUCCAGUCUUGACUAUGCUCACAGUAAAAUAUUCAGAUUAGCUCAGAAUUACCUGCCAGCUGAAUUUGCAGAAAAUGAGAUUGUAUCUUUCCACUAAAAGUAGGAAGUGUAACUGCUCUGCCAGUAUGCAAGUGUAAGUGAGCAAUUUGAUAUCAGGUACAGUAUAAAAAUCGAAGUAUACAUUCUUCGCCAGAACUGCAUUUUUAUUAGUGAUUGUGUUGAUUUAGAAACUGCCUGAAGUGGUUUUAGGCAGCAUACUCUAAUGGAGCUGAUGCAGAUUAUGCUCCUUGAAGUGGUGAUCAGCUUGAUUUGAUCAGCUGGAUACUGAAGAUAGCGAUUGUGAACUGAUACAUCAUAUAAUACAACAUGGUGCCCCCUGUUUAAAAUGUUUUAAACUUUCCCACUGCCUUUUGCCAACAAAACUGUAAAUAAAAACUAUCAACUUUGAAA